CCUUUAACGUUGGUGUUUAGUCUUCCACUAUAACCAACGAAGAAGAACGUAUUUCCGUGUUAGAUUCAUGUUCUGUAGCCUUUGCGUAUUAAAUAUCUUUAAAUUAAAGUUUGAGUCGGUGGGUCCGAAAGAAGCCUUGAGUUAUUCUAACUAUAUAAACAACACGUUAUUGAUCCCAUCUUAAUUCAAGCCACCUGUGCUAUUCACGUUGCUGACAGUCUUGUUUACAUUUACGCCUGCUAGCAAGCUACUUCUACUACUGAAGGGUGUGUUUGGAAAUUACUCUUCCAAACAAACCCUCUGUACUUUUUUGUGCCAGGAUGCUGCUCAUUGUCCUGGUAUUGAGCCUGGCAUUAUCUGCUGCAGGACAGCAUGUGGAGGACGACUGGAUAGACCCUUAUGAUAUGCUCAACUACGAUGCAAGCACCAAGACUAUGAGGAAGCCUGCAGAGCCAGCAAACUAUCCCAAUGUGCCAACCAAAAGAAGAGAGUACAAUGAGGAUUCAAACCAGGCUGAGCAGAUGCAGUGUGACACUCAAGUGAAAGAGCUCCAAAGUCAGGUUAACGAUCUACAGAAGAAAAUCACCCUCAUCUCACAGCAGCCCACAUGCAACCCAGUGUUCAAGCGAUUCCUCAGCAGACUCUUGAAAGAGAUACAAAGAGUUGGUAUGCCCAGUGACUCUGUUGACGUCUUUUAUGAUGCCAAAAUCAAACUGUCCUCACAAGCCAUGACAGAGAUUCAGAAACUUCUGGAGGGUGAGGACACUUGGAGGACAGGAGCUCUGGACAAUGCCAUCAGUCAAGUACUGGUGGAUCUCAAACCACAUGAAUAUGAGGCGUGGAAGUGGCGCUUUGAAGACACAUUUAGUGUGGAGCUGGACACACUAUUAAAAAUGGGGCUGUUAUUUCUCGUCUUAAUUGGCAUCAUAUGCACUCAGCUGUGGUCUACAGUGUCCAGGUUUAUGCAGUUCCGCAGGAUGCUCUUUGUUGGCUUCAUCGUCAGUAUAGUCUGGAAUUGGUUUUACUUAUACAAGACUGAAUUUGCUAAGCAUCAAAACAACUUAGUGAAGAGUAACAGCAACUAUGAGAAAUGCACUGGAAUCAAGAGUGUUGACUGGACAGAUAGCAUUAAAGAGUGGUACAGAAGCACUUGGACCCUUCAGGAUGACCCUUGUAAGAAAUACUAUGAAGUGCUGAUUGUCGACCCUUUUUGGUUGGUACCUCCUACAAAGGCGUUUGCAGUAACCAUAACAACUUUCUUCACUGAACCACUGAAGCACAUUGGCGAAGGUAUCAGUGAAUUUCUCCGAGCCCUUCUCAAAGAUCUACCAAUCACCCUGCAGCUCCCAGUUCUCCUCACCAUUGUGCUCGCCAUCGUUGUAUUUAUGUAUGGUGGUGUCAAUGCAGCCUUCCAGCAUGGCAUCACUGCACCUUUCCGCCGCUCUCGAAGGGAUCCACCUCCCCCACAGCUUGGACCACGGCGUCACGUCCAGGAGAUUGAGGACGCAGACCAUCUAGCUGAAGGGGAUGCACCUCAACAAGCCCUCAGACAUCAAGCCCAUGAUGCCAGAUUACACAGGAAUCAGGUUAAUCAGAGGAGGCCCAAUAGACCCAGGGAGCAGCGAGCCGAAGUGCUCGUGGAGACACUACACACUGCAGGGCUAAGUGACAGUGAGGAUGAGACGGAUGCUGGGCUGCGCGAGGAGGAGCAGAAUCUCUCUACCGAGCCAGAUUCUGAUACCCAGCAAGAGGCACAUGAGGAGAUGGUAGAAAGGACGAGUGAUAGCAAAGUUUCUGCUGAUAAAAACAAAUCGAACACUAAACCCACUAAAUCACCAUCAUCUCAGUCUAAAAAUAAACCUUUAAAAAGGGGUGAAAGACCAGCUCAUGAUGAAUCCAGCAGAGACAGUGCAGCAUCUAGACCUCAACCAGAGGAGAGGAGACCUUCACAUAAUGAUUUCCAGGACCAGCAAGCAGAAGACAAGACCCCCUCUGUCUCACGGACACAUGUGGAAACUGUUGGAGUUCCUGUUCAGGAGUCCUCUUCGACAUUAGCAGAUUAGCCAGAUUCCACAUCAGUCAGAGUGGAUCCAAUACUUUGAUCAUGCUUGAUGCUUUUUGCUGGACUGCGGAAUUGAUGACGGGAGGAUAAUGUUUUGACUGAUUUACAGACAUUGUUUACAUGUGGAUGUACAUGUUAAAAAAACUUGAUGGAUUUAGUGUUUCAUAUGACUUUAUCCUCACUUAUGUGCUUGUAAACUUGUAGUGCCUUCCCUCAGCAGGGCCUCCAGCCAAUACUGCUUCUUUUCUGCUCAUUAUCAACUGCAUAUCCUCAGUUACAAUGAGCAAAACAUUUAAUUUUGCACUGCACAAGUGUCAGGAAUAACAGAAAUCUUCAUAGAUUCAGGGCAUUUAGAACCGUUGAAGUAUUUAAUUACUCAUGUUUUUUUUUUCUUUUUGUUAAGUUGAAAUAUAUACUCUGAAUUUGUAAUAUAAAAAAGGGAAAAAGUAUUCCUCAAUGCUGUCAUUUUUACAGUAAGAUAUUUUUGUGUCUGUCAACAAUUUAUGUAUAAAAGUUUUGUAAUAAUGCUGAGCAGCAGCUACGAAUAAUGACAAAUGGCAAAGUAAUGGGUAUUUAUCAGUAAAACAAUUAAAUGACAAUGAAUUUG
This is a messenger RNA of Notolabrus celidotus (New Zealand spotty), 2669 nucleotides long. RefSeq names its product chloride channel CLIC-like 1 (gene clcc1). The record is from RefSeq and is a predicted model, not a curated record. Gene Ontology annotation, cellular component: endoplasmic reticulum; membrane. Lineage: Eukaryota; Metazoa; Chordata; Actinopteri; Labriformes; Labridae. The transcript has 10 exons. Gene Ontology annotation, molecular function: chloride channel activity. The coding region runs from base 321 to 2063 and encodes 580 amino acids.